Molecule: messenger RNA, 1626 nt
Organism: Closterium sp. NIES-65
Lineage: Eukaryota; Viridiplantae; Streptophyta; Zygnematophyceae; Desmidiales; Closteriaceae
Source: the annotation of a GenBank genome assembly
AUGGCGGCACCGCCAUUGGUGUCGCCCGCGGCGCUGGCCGCCCUGGAGAGCGAAGGCUGGCACGUCUCCCCGCACGCGCUGCUCGCACUGCUCGCCGCGAAACCCCCCUCCGCGGACGGCGGCGCACCGGAUCCGCAAGCCCCCGCCUCCGCCGCUUCCGCGUCCUCGGCCGGGCAGCCACUUGGCGCGCCGCAGAGCGCGCCGAUGUCGGCGCAGCAGGUGCGCGCGGCGGCGCUAGACCUGGACCUCCGGCGGUUCGGCGAGGCGUGCUUGCCGGACGACGUGAACCGCGCCGAGUACCGCCGCCUGUCGGGGAGGCUCGUCGUGCAGGUAGUGUCAGCCGGAAAUGUUUGCGAGCCCAAAGGCGGGGAGGACGCUGAGUCAGCCGCCGCUGCUGCUGACGAGGACGACCAGUGGGAGGACGACAACAAUCCGCCCGCCCCCGCUGCUCCCUGUCCUGCUACUGCUUCUGUUGGUGUGGAUGGGCUGGGAGGGCGAGGUGCUGUGGGUGGCAGUGGGGGGCGAAGGCUGCUGCGCGUUCGGGUGACGGACGGCAAGAGGAAUGCGAGUGCUGUGGAGAUGCACCCCUGCCCGCACGUGCCCGCUGCUCUUGCUCCAGGCACCAAGCUGCUCCUCACGGCCCCCACCAUCCGCCACGGCUUCAUCCUGCUGGACCCUCACUCUGUGCAAGUGCUGGGCGGCCGUGUCUCCCCCCUCUACGACGAGUGGGACAUGCAGCGACGCUACUCCCUCCUCCCCGGCCUCACCCCCUCCGCCGCCGCCUCCUCCUCUGGCCACUCUGCCCGCUCCGCCCGUGCCUCCCCCGCCUCCUCCUCCUCGCUCUCCGCCUCCUCUCUCCCUGGUGCCUCUGCCGGCCCGCCUCCCUUCCGCGGGGUCACAGACGUGCGCCUGCAAGCAGCGCCAGCUGUCACGACUGCCACCACACCUGCCGGCACACAUGAGUCUGGAGCAGCAGGCGGGGGGCCGGCAGGAGGGCGUGGGGGUGAGGCCAGUGCUGCCGGCUCUGCCCCUGCAGCAGCGGCAGCAACGGGAGCAGCAGGUAGUGCAGUGAGAGAAGGGGGGGGAGGGUCGGCAGAGGCGGGGGAAGCAGGGGCAGCAGCAGAGGCAGCGAGGGAGAGGGCGGUGGAGCGGGCGAGAGUUGAGGCUGCUGCUGCUCUCAAACACGCUGCUCCCCACGACAGGAGCGCUUCCAGGAAGCUUCUGGAGAAGAUGGGGGAGGAGCAGGGGCGAGGCAGGGGCAGGCGGGGUGGGCGUGGGGGAAGGGGGAGGGGGAGGAGGGGCCGGGAGGAGGAGGAGGAGGAGGGGACGAUGACACUAGAGGAAUAUGAGGCGAGGAAGGCUAUGGGGACGCAAGGAGGGGGACGAGGGGCACACGCAGCCCACACGCAUCCACACGCGCACCACACGCCUCCCACUGCCACGUCAGCAUCGGAGCAGCUGCGCCAAUCACUGUUCAGCUUCCAACCAGCAGCUGAGCCCGAGGGGAGCUACGAAGGGGGCAGGGGCGGGCGGGGCAGACGGGGGAGGAGGGGCGGAGGGUUUGGAGGGAGCAGCAGUGGCAGAUACGGGGGUAGAGGGGGAGGGAGAGGAGGCAGAGGAUGGUAA